Microdochium trichocladiopsis is the source of this 1125-nucleotide messenger RNA. RefSeq lists its product as uncharacterized. The transcript has a single exon. Bases 1 to 1125 code for a protein of 374 amino acids. NCBI's taxonomy places the organism in Eukaryota, Fungi, Ascomycota, Sordariomycetes, Xylariales, Microdochiaceae. The record is from RefSeq and is a predicted model, not a curated record.
AUGACGCCUACCAUCGUUCGCAUUUCGGGCUAUCCCGUUCUCACGCUUAAGGUCAUCCAAGACAACCGCGAAACCCUGUUCGAGGUCCAAUCAUCAGUCCUCCAGCAGUCAGGUCGUUACUUUGAAGGACUUCUCGGAAACAACUUCAUCGAACGUCGCCCGAGGGAUGGCGAACCCUGGAUUGUCGACAUGCACGAGAUUGAUAGCAACGUCAUAGAGAAGGUCCUGAGGUUCCUUCAUGACGAGGAUCCCGCCCCUCUGAAAGACUUACCAGAGGACGAGCUCGUCAAUCUCGUCGAAUUGAUCGACUUUCUACAAUGCCACAAGGUAUUCCACUAUCUGGCAAUUUCGUAUUGGGCGGCACGUGUCUCAGCUGCGAGCACAAAGUCACUACAGGGAACGGGCGGCCAGCUUCUUUAUGUCGCUCUACAUAUGGACCUGGAUACGCUCGUGAAAGAGCUUCUCGAUGGCUUGCAGCAUGAAGUCAAUAACAGUCAGGGAGGCGCUUCCAGUUCCCACACUGUAGGACAGUCGCUAUGCCUGCGAGAUGGUACGCCGCUUAUGUUCCAUCCCUGUCUGAACAAGUUCAAUCUGCCGGUCCUCCUGAUGAACAACCGAGACAAGCUCUGGGCUGCCGAAGCCCAGGCCAAAGCUGAAGCACUAGAGCUUUACUACACAGGCAUCUCUCCAUACUUCCCCUGCGGUCAUAAGAACAAUCUAGCCACCUGCCAGAAGAAUUACGGGGAUGCCGCGCGUAAGAUGUCAUGCUACUACGCGCUCAGUGGCUUCCUCAUGCAUGAGCUGAUGGGUCGAGGGCUCGAGCCCGGCAGCUUUACACUCGAGGCCCAGGCCAGCAAGUCUGCCGAGGCGUGCUUCGAUAUGCUCGACAUGAUCAACCUGGUUGGUCUGCAGUACCAUGCCGAUAGGCACAACUCCUGCAAUCCGAUCCAAGGUCUACGGGACGGCCUCCGAGCGAUCCGCCAGAGAUUCGAAGCGGAGAGGAAGGAGUACGAUAUCUUCCCAAUGCCCGAAUAUCUGGAGCAGGGCAUGCAGAAACGAAGAUGGGAAUCGGAUGCCUUGCUUCUGGACGCUGACAUAUCAUCACCAAAUGCGUCAGGCUUUUGA